Molecule: messenger RNA, 585 nt
Organism: Calliphora vicina (urban bluebottle blowfly)
Lineage: Eukaryota; Metazoa; Arthropoda; Insecta; Diptera; Calliphoridae
Product: general odorant-binding protein 99a-like
Exons: 2
Coding region: 109-570 (153 amino acids)
Molecular function (GO): odorant binding
Source: RefSeq, a predicted model, not a curated record
CAAAAUAGUUGUAAUCAAGUCAUAUAAAUGAACACUACGAAACGGCAGCCGGCAAAAUAAAUUUAAAUUUUAAAAGCUGAAUUCAAAACAAAAGCCAUAAAUAUAACAAUGAAGGCCGCAAUAACAACUCUAUUAAUUCUCAGUUUAAAUCUAGUGAUGUUAAUAGACGGCCAAAGUAAAACAUCCGAUGAAUUUCCCGAAAAAUCCGAAAAAUGUUUUCAACAGGAACAUGUGCCACAAGCCUACAAGGCCAGAUUUCAAUCGUUUCAAUAUCCCAAUGAGGAAAUUGUACACAAAUACAUACACUGUGUAUCCAACGAAUUAGGUAUUUGGGAUAAUACUAAUGGCUUUAAUGUGGAGAAAAUCUCCCAGCAAUAUCGUGGACGUGCCAAUGAUGAGGUGGUUAUACCAGUUAUCUCUAAAUGCAAUCAGGACAAUCAGAAUCGCAAUAAGGACUUGUGGUGCUAUCGCUCAUUUUUGUGCAUUUUAAAUAGCCAAGUGGGUGAGUGGUUUAAGGAUGAUGUGCGACGCAAACAGCAGGCUAAUAAUAUACCUAAUGGUCAUCAUUGAGUUGUAUAAAAUGUA